Piliocolobus tephrosceles (Ugandan red Colobus) is the source of this 1582-nucleotide messenger RNA. Its product is annotated as rab GDP dissociation inhibitor alpha-like. Lineage: Eukaryota; Metazoa; Chordata; Mammalia; Primates; Cercopithecidae. Gene Ontology annotation, molecular function: Rab GDP-dissociation inhibitor activity. Gene Ontology annotation, biological process: small GTPase-mediated signal transduction; protein transport; vesicle-mediated transport. Gene Ontology annotation, cellular component: cytoplasm. The transcript has 4 exons. The record is from RefSeq and is a predicted model, not a curated record. The coding region runs from base 444 to 782 and encodes 112 amino acids.
GAGGCCACACGCCACGUCUGUAGUGCAGAAAGUGUUCUUGAUCACGGGGCGUCUGGGAGGUGGGGGCGGGCACCCAGCCUAUACGUCAGGGCCCACCUCUGUGAGCUGCAGGGCAGGGCCAUGCAUUCAGGAGGGGCAGUAGUGAUGGCUCCGAGGAGCGCCUUGUCUGCCAGAGCUGCCUGCCUUUGCUGUGAGCACAGCCCCAAGACUACCUAAGGGAGUGAUCUGACGGGCGAGGACUUCUGGUGCUUUCUCAGGUGGCCCGCUGCAAGCAGCUGAUCUGUGACCCCAGCUACAUCCCGGACCGUGUGCGGAAGGCUGGCCAAGUUAUCCGCAUCAUCUGUAUCCUUAGCCACCCCAUCAAGAACACCAACGACGCCAACUCCUGCCAAAUAAUCAUCCCCCAGAACCAGGUCAACAGGAAGUCAGACAUCUACGUGUGCAUGAUCUCCUAUGCACACAACGUGGCGGCCCAGGGCAAGUACAUCGCCAUCGCCAGCACUACUGUGGAGACCACGGACCCUGAAAAGGAGGUGGAGCCGGCUCUGGAGCUGUUGGAGCCCAUUGACCAGAAGUUUGUGGCUAUCAGUGACUUGUAUGAGCCCAUUGAUGAUGGUUGUGAGAGCCAGGUAUUCUGUUCCUGCUCCUAUGAUGCCACCACACACUUUGAGACAACCUGCAACGACAUCAAAGACAUCUACAAACGCAUGGCUGGCAUGGCCUUUGACUUUGAGAACAUGAAGCGUAAACAGAACGACGUCUUUGGAGAAGCUGAGCAGUGAUUGUGGCCGCCCCCAGCCCCUGCUGCCCCAGCCUGUGUCUGUUCUCCUAGAGGGCUCCAGCAUCCUCUGCUUCCCCCACCACGUUCCCAUCACCCACCUCAUUGAUCCACUGACCAAAUCCUUAACCCUAGCGAUGGUUUGGGAGAUGGGGGGUUGGAUAGCAUCCUCUUUCUUGGCCCUUCCUUAUCCUAGGAAAAGAGGGUUCCUCUCCUUGUGUGUGUCUCUUCCCCCCACCCCUAAUUCUUCUGCUCUGUUCGGGAAGACAGGGAGGAAAAGGUGACUUCUGCCCCCACCGCUCUUACCCCCACUGUAGUGGCCUUUGGAGAUGCCCCCACCUCCCCCCACCAACUCUUGCGUGUUGGAGAGAAGGGGCCCUCCCAGCACAAAGUUGCAUUCCUCCCCCCUAAUUUAUUCUAAUUUAUUAACUUCGACCCACCCUUUCUGAGCCUGCAGCCUUCCCGUGUGGCCUGGGGGCUGUAGAGUGAGCUGCCCCAGCCCCUCCCAGCCCUUGCCCAGCCUGGGGCAGCGGGGAAGGCUUGGGCGUGGCCCCUUUGGAGGUUGAUUUGCUGUUUUGUUUCUUGUCUUUGUGUUUGUGUUCUGUGGUACUUGCUGAGAGAAAAAGAAAUGUGAGCAAAGCAGAAGGAGGUGGGAAAAUGGACCCAAACCCCAGUGUGCCCUGCCCGUACCUUUCCUUUAGUGGUGGGAAACCCUUAUCUUGCAAAGUGAAUGUGUCCCCUUCCCCACCCUCUAGUGUAUUUCACAGAAAACAAAACCUCCCAAUAAAACGGUUGAAACCUGAA